UCAGGUUUAUUUAUUUAUUCAACUUUUUGACAAUUUUAGAAGAGGGUUUUUAAUGAAAUUCUAAUCGAUUCACUUUUGGCCAGGUGACCAACAAUCAACACCAAAGUCCAUAAAGUAUGAUUGUAUUUGAAGUAUGAUUGGACUUGUUAUUUGACGUACGAUUCAAGUUUAUGUUCAUACCUAGUUUUAUAAGUAAUUUACAUUGCAAUAAUAUAUGUAUUCAAAACUCCCGCGUUUUGGCGACCAAAGUGGCUCUAAUCCGCUAGAUGGCGUGUGAUUGUUGUCUAAUGUGGGGAGCUCCCUCGGCAGCCCUGCGUAAGUCAGAAGUGGGGAUGUCCGCUAUGUUGGUUGAAGAGAGAGAGAGAGAGAGAGAGAGAGAACGAACGAGCGCAUGUCGCGGCCUGCGAGCCGCAUAACGUUUCUGGCGCUUGAACUAGCGAGUCGCAUAAUAAAGCACAAGUUGCAUUCCCGAAGAAGCUGGUUGUUAUUUCUAACCCUCAGGCUCCCAUCCUUGAGAGAGUAGGAAUCCCAUCUACGUCAUCUCCGACGUUCGAUCCUACACUAAUAUCCCAAAAUCUAUGCAGUGGAAAACGACUACAGAGUAGCUUAUUUAUACAAUAUUUGCAGUCUUCUGUUUGAGUCUGCUCUUAGCCUAUAUAAGUAUGUACAUACAAGUUCUGACAAAUGUUUCUGCUUAUGAUAAAGUGAUGUUAUUUUAAAAAAGAAGUUUUCAAUCAUGACUACUGAAAAUCCAUCGCGUGGAAUUUACGAUCAGUGUUAUAAAGGCUCUAGUUUGGUGAAUAUCAAUUCUAAAUUUGACGAGUACAGAAACAUUAUAGCUACAUCCAAAUUUCACAAGCAUUAUGAACACAACGAUUCCAGCUUUAUUACUAAUGCCAGUAAUGUGAGCGAAGAAAUGUACGAGCUGCUGAAUAGCCAUUGCAGCAUCGACCAUUUGACAGUAGACGGUGAACUGAAUAAAAUGUCCAAGUCUUCUUACGAGUGGUGCAAAGAUCCAGCUGAUCCAUCAAUUCUUGACAGUAUUCAGUUGAAGACUGUGAAAAAUACAAUGCGCAGAAAUCAGUUGAAAAAUCAUCAAGUGCACGCCAAAUAUAGGAGUGAAAAACCUAUUAUUUACAAACCAUCAGCAUUGCCUCAUUCAAAUGGAUCACUGACGCCAGAAAAAGACAUUUUAGUUUUUGUUAGAGUAUAUGUGCCAUUUACCAGUCGGCACAAACAAAGCACAGGUGCUUUGGGAAAGCUGUGUCUGGACAGCGUUAUUGCACUGUAUGGCUCUCAAACCUUAGAUAAAUUAAGAGAUAAAAUAAUGUGUAUCUCAGAUUAUUCGGUUUCUGUAGACUUGAGUGAUGCACCAGUCAGGAAAAAGACUCAAAAUGCAAAGGAAGUUUACAAAUCGGGUUUCUUUUUUAUUGAAGACACAUUUUAUAAUGAUUGCCGAGAUCCUAAUAACAAGGAUAACAGCCAAACUAUAAGAGAAUGGGCAGAGAGUCGAAAUUUUGGCACAUAUAAGGUCGCGAAAAUGGAAGACACAAAAAUAGAAAGUCUUACAUUGAGAUUUGGAUUUCCUUGGGUGUACCAACACCAGGGAGACUGUGAACACUUAAUUUCCUUCAGUGAUGCAAGAUUAGUAAAUGCUACAGAAGAAUUGAAUAAGGAUUGUUAUCCCAGGAUAGUGAGAAUUAAACCAAGGCCUAAUCGUUAUUGUAUGACCUGUGGGAUAUACAGCGUCACCUGGGUUACCACAAGAAAUAGUAGAUUGCCACACAACCCUUGUUUAUUUUGUGACUCAUGUUUUAAGUCAUAUAACUAUAUCAAGGGUACAAAAAUUGGUAGCUUCCAGGCGUUUCCAUAUCCAUAUGACAAUGACUUGUUACAGCCAAACCAUGCUGAAUCUAUGAGGAUGAAACCAACUACUUCAGUCUCGCAAGUAAAAGCAAAAGAAGCACCGUCUUUUAAAACAGAAUACCUUCAAAUGAACUUUACAGAUUGAUGUUUUUUAAAAUUUUAUUUAAAUUAUUGUUUUUAAUUUAAUGUUGUUUAAUUUAUUUAAAUUUUCUUUAGCAGUCUGUGAAUGUGGAUUCAGUAUUAAGGCUUUUUUGUACAUGAUUUCAGCUUUUUUAUAUUUUUUCCAUCUGUGGUAUAAAACUCCUGCAAAGUAAAUUGUAUAUAAAAAUAAUGUUAACUAUGUAGACUAAUUUUAAAUAUGAAGACUGAGAAAUAUAUAUUUAAAAAAAAUA
Nasonia vitripennis (jewel wasp) is the source of this 2258-nucleotide messenger RNA. RefSeq names its product snRNA-activating protein complex subunit 3. Gene Ontology annotation, cellular component: snRNA-activating protein complex. The transcript is spliced from 4 exons. Gene Ontology annotation, biological process: snRNA transcription by RNA polymerase II; snRNA transcription by RNA polymerase III. The record is from RefSeq and is a predicted model, not a curated record. The coding region runs from base 737 to 2011 and encodes 424 amino acids. Gene Ontology annotation, molecular function: core promoter sequence-specific DNA binding; bent DNA binding; RNA polymerase II cis-regulatory region sequence-specific DNA binding. NCBI's taxonomy places the organism in Eukaryota, Metazoa, Arthropoda, Insecta, Hymenoptera, Pteromalidae.